UCAUCUCACAACUGGACUGGACUGAAUGAAGUCAGCUGACUUUUCAUUGCUGCUCACGUCUCAUCUCACUAAAGGACCAAGACUGUCUCAUCAUCUGAGACACAUUCAAAAUGGACUUCUCCAAGUUGGCCAAGAUCCGAGAUGAGGAGCGGGAGGGACAAUUUGGAUAUGUGCAUGGUGUAUCUGGACCUGUGGUGACAGCCUCCAGUAUGGCAGGAGCUGCUAUGUACGAGCUGGUGCGAGUGGGUCACAGUGAGCUUGUGGGAGAGAUUAUUAGACUGGAGGGUGAUAUGGCCACAAUUCAGGUCUAUGAGGAGACAUCUGGUGUAUCGGUCGGAGACCCUGUCCUGCGCACAGGGAAGCCCCUCUCUGUGGAGUUAGGGCCAGGAAUCAUGGGCUCCAUCUUUGACGGUAUUCAGCGUCCCCUUAAAGACAUCAACGACCUCACUCAAAGCAUCUACAUUCCCAGAGGAGUCAACAUUGGUGCUCUUAACCGUGAUCUCAAAUGGGAGUUCACUCCAGCAAAGAGUUUGCGUGUUGGCAGUCACAUUACUGGAGGUGAUAUUUAUGGGAACGUGUUAGAAAACUCUCUCAUUAAGCACAAAAUCAUGUUACCACCGAGGAGCAGAGGAACUGUCACAUACGUCGCACCACCUGGAAACUAUGAUGUCUCGGAUGUGGUGUUGGAGCUGGAGUUUGAGGGGGUGAAAGAGAAGUUCACUAUGGUGCAGGUGUGGCCGGUACGUCAGGUGCGUCCCGUCACAGAAAAACUUCCUGCAAAUCACCCUCUGUUGACUGGACAGAGAGUCCUGGACGCCCUCUUUCCAUGUGUGCAAGGAGGAACCACAGCCAUCCCUGGUGCUUUCGGAUGUGGUAAAACCGUAAUUUCUCAGUCUCUGUCGAAGUACUCCAACAGUGAUGUCAUCAUCUAUGUGGGCUGUGGAGAACGAGGAAAUGAAAUGUCUGAAGUACUCCGAGAUUUCCCUGAGCUGACCAUGGAAGUGGGUGGUAAGGUGGAGAGCAUCAUGAAGAGAACAGCUUUGGUUGCAAACACAUCCAACAUGCCUGUGGCUGCCAGAGAAGCGUCUAUAUACACGGGAAUCACACUGUCUGAGUAUUUCAGAGACAUGGGCUACAAUGUGAGCAUGAUGGCUGACUCUACAUCUCGAUGGGCAGAGGCUUUAAGAGAGAUCUCUGGUCGUCUGGCUGAGAUGCCUGCUGACAGCGGUUAUCCUGCAUAUCUUGGAGCACGUCUGGCUUCAUUUUAUGAGCGUGCCGGAAGAGUUAAAUGUCUAGGGAACCCAGAGAGAGAGGGCAGUGUGAGCAUUGUGGGAGCUGUGUCUCCCCCUGGUGGUGAUUUCUCAGAUCCUGUGACAUCUGCUACUCUUGGUAUUGUACAAGUGUUUUGGGGUCUGGACAAAAAGCUGGCUCAGAGGAAACACUUCCCCUCAGUGAACUGGCUGAUCAGUUACAGUAAGUACACUCGAGCGCUGGAUGAGUAUUACGACAAACACUUCCCUGAGUUUGUGCCGCUGCGCACCAAAGCCAAAGAGAUCCUGCAGGAAGAAGAGGACCUGGCUGAGAUUGUGCAGCUCGUGGGGAAGGCAUCAUUGGCUGAAACGGAUAAGAUCACCCUGGUUGCCAAGCUGAUCAAGGAUGAUUUCUUGCAGCAAAACGGAUACACACCGUAUGACAGGUUCUGUCCGUUCUAUAAGACGGUGGGCGUCUUGUCCAACAUGAUUGCGUUUUAUGAUAUGGCUCGUCAUGCCGUAGAGACCACGGCACAGAGCGACAAUAGGAUCACCUGGGCCAUGAUCAGAGAGCACAUGGGAGAAAUCCUGUACAGGAUCAGCUCCAUGAAGUUUAAGGACCCUGUGAAAGAGGGUGAGGAGAAGAUUAAAGCUGAUUACGCUCAGCUCCACGAAGACAUGCAAAAUGCUUUUCGUACACUGGAAGACUGAGAGCCACGUCUUAACCAUCAUUCUCAGGGCAGGGCAGCAGAAACCACCCUUCUGUCUCUCACACGCAUACACAGCCCUGUCCUUUACCUCCAUAUACUACAUUCCACUGCUUUGUAUUCAUCUUGUGCUGUUUUAGUGUGUGUCUCCAAAUACCAUUUCUUUUGUACAUGUAAAUGCAUUUGUGAAUAUGUGCAAUCUCUAUUAUCCUCUUCAAAGCCUCUGCUCUGCCCUUUACAUUUUACAGACCAUCAUGUCCGUAAAUAUAGAUGUUGUUGAAUGACUUGAUGUAAUUAUUGUUCUAUUUUUAUCUGUACAGAAGAUUGAAAGACUUCAGAAGUUGACUAUAUUUACUGCUAGCAUAUUUACAGUUCCAAUGGUUGCCAAUAUAAUUAUGUAUACAAAUAUGUGUUGUUUUUUUUGGUACGGCUGUUUAUUGCAGUAUUGUCCUGUACAUUUCGUUGAAGAUGCAGUACACUUGCUCUUCAUUGCUCACUUGAAAAUGUGUCUGAGUCGUGGAAAAACAGAAAUAAAUAUGGUUUACUUUA
Danio aesculapii is the source of this 2506-nucleotide messenger RNA. It is a transcript of the gene atp6v1ab, whose product is annotated as ATPase H+ transporting V1 subunit Ab. Gene Ontology annotation, molecular function: ATP binding; ATP hydrolysis activity; proton-transporting ATPase activity, rotational mechanism. Gene Ontology annotation, cellular component: lysosomal membrane; proton-transporting V-type ATPase, V1 domain. The record is from RefSeq and is a predicted model, not a curated record. Lineage: Eukaryota; Metazoa; Chordata; Actinopteri; Cypriniformes; Danionidae. Gene Ontology annotation, biological process: proton transmembrane transport; ATP metabolic process.